AAACAAGAGAGAAAAAGAAAAAACUUCCCACCUGUGAUGCUAUUUUUUCUUCUUUUCUUUUUAUAACAUAUAAAAUAAUGGAAGACACAACAGAAUAUUGGAGAAUUAUGGACUAUCCACCUUUCUUUAGUAACAUUGACUGGAAUGAAAACCAGUCUGCCUCUACUUUUAUACCCAUGGGAUUUGACCAGCAAAAGAUACCACCUUCUUAUCAAAACCCACCUCCAUUUCAACGCAGAAGAAGUUCCUCUGUGGAUUUACCUAUCAAUCCACUCUAUUUAAAUUCAAACAAAUUUAUUUUUGGUAAUGCAGACAAUACGAUUCAUGAAGAAGAACACGUACCAUCUAAAGUGGGUUCUUCAGCGACACUUGAAUUCCCUAGCAACACAAAUAACAAUAACAACGAUAAAAACCAUAGUCCUCAAACGAAUGGCCCAAACAAAUUGACUUUGCCAUCUCAAUCACCUUCUUUAUCGACAUGUUCUUCGACGAACAAUGAUGAACAUAUGAUAUCACCGCCCCUAAGUCACCAUGGUCCUUUAGCGCCAAACCAACCCAUGAAGAAGCCUAUCGAAAAGCCAGUCUCUCCCAAGAAAUCACCAACACCACCAGAAUCCAUGACAACUACAUUCUUUCCUGAAUUGCAUCGUACAUCGUAUAACACUAUUUUAGGAAAGCAACUUAGGCAGCACCAAAAAAGAAGACGAUCUUCUUCUUUACCGCCUGCAUUCCAUGCAACCAACAAACAUGUCAAUACAAACAAAGGACCUACGCCACUCAUAUUUACACAGAUUCAAGUCACUGAUCCUACACCUAUUCAACAUACUCAAAAAGCAGCCAAAGUAGAUGCACGUCCCAUUGCUAUCGAACGAGUACCUAAAAAGCCACAGGUUACUAAGCCAAUGGAUAUAGAUCCAGUAGAGACACAAAGGAAAUUGGACGAACAGUUGCUUCAAUUAAAUUUUGAAGAUGUUACAGUAGCUGAAUUGAAAGAAAUGCUAAAAGAACGUGGCCUCUCAAGCACAGGCAAAAAAGCCGUUUUGUUAGAUCGAUUGAAGGAAGCAAGAGAUCAGUUGCACAGGAACCAUUCUUUAUGGUCAAAGAGGCCCUCUGAUGAAUUGAGUACAAAUGCCUCACCUGCUAUUCAAGGCAUCGCAGAUAUGUCUAUUCAUUCACCUGCUGUACCAGUCAAAAUGUCUUUUUCACCUGUCGUUCAUCCUGUGGAUACACAACAGAAUAAACUGACACCUUCUGAUUCUCCUCAAGACUAUAAUUACCAGCCACUGCAACCAACUAUGGACACAAAUGACUUUAAUGAUUUAUUUGACUUUGAUACAAUACUCGAUGGUAAUGCCAUCUUAUUUCCAUCAACAAAUCAACAACAACAAUCAUCCCCACAUCAACCACAACCACAAGAUUGGGAUAUCAACUGGGAUCAAGACAAACUAGACCACUUUUUAACAGAAUUAGUAUAAUUCGUUUAUGAGUUCUUUUGAUAAUAUGCUUUUGUCAACAGAGAUAAGUUCUUUGGAAAAUAAAUCUUGAAAACUUGAAACCAAGUUGGGAAUCACAUCUUGAGAUGUAAUGUUCUUGCCAAGUUCUUUUGAAAGAGAUGUUACAUCUUUUUCUACUAACCCGCAAGGUACAAUUUGUUUAAACCAAUCAAGAUCCACAUUA
Messenger RNA from Gilbertella persicaria, 1677 nucleotides. RefSeq lists its product as uncharacterized. The record is from RefSeq and is a predicted model, not a curated record. The coding region runs from base 78 to 1475 and encodes 465 amino acids. NCBI's taxonomy places the organism in Eukaryota, Fungi, Mucoromycota, Mucoromycetes, Mucorales, Choanephoraceae. The transcript is spliced from 3 exons.